CUCGAUAUCCGCCCGCUUCCACGGUAUCGGAUCUACACCCUCCUCCUCCUCCUUUUUAAUCUUACUAGCACCAUGUUCACUGGCCUCGUUGAGAAAAUCGGGACGGUCUCGUCCCUCGAGCCCCUCGAUACCUCGUCAAGCGGGGGCGGGGGCACAUCCUUGACCAUCACCGAUUGUGAGGAGAUCCUUACGGAUAUUCACCUCGGGGAUAGUAUUGCUGUGAAUGGAACCUGCCUCACCGUGACGGCCUUCACGCCCACAUCCUUCAAAGUCGGCGUCGCGCCCGAAACCCUCCGCCGAACGAAUCUCGGCUCCCUAACCACCAACUCCCCCGUGAAUCUUGAGCGCGCUGUGCUAGGCGAAACGCGCAUGGGCGGCCACUUUGUGCAAGGACAUGUUGACACCAUCGCGCAGAUCCUCUCCGUGACGCCGGAUAGUAAUGCGCUGGUGUUCCGGAUGCAGCCGCGCGAUUUGGGCGUGAUGCGGUAUAUUGUUGAGAAGGGAUAUGUGACACUGGAUGGGGCCAGUUUGACAGUGACGAAGGUGGUGGAUGGUGCGGAGGGGUUCUUUGAGGUGAUGCUUAUUGCGUAUACGCAGGAGAAGAUUGUUACAGCGAAGAAGAAGGUCGGGGAGUGGGUGAAUGUUGAGAUUGAUAUUGUGGGUAAGUAUGUGGAGAAGAGUGUGCAGGGGUAUUUUGCUGGGACGGGGGCUGGGGGCGAUAUGAAGAUGUUGGAGAAAAUGGUGGAGAGGAUUGUUGAGGAGAAGUUGAGGAAGUAAUUUGUUAUUUUAUUUUAUUUUAUCUUUAUUUUUUUUACCUCUUACGAUUCAUGUUGUUGUGUGGAUGAAUAAGGUUCUAUGGUUCUGUGUAGGCAGGAUUUGGGUAUAUUUUGGUACUCCUAACGGUCAUGACUGGUCUGGUGAACGCCUCGAGUGACUUCCGGUCAUGACUCGCGACGUUCUCAUCCAGUCUGCGGAAUAACUCAGUCCUCGUUGUCCAUGGCCGUCCGGCCUCCAAUGCUAAUGU
Aspergillus sclerotioniger CBS 115572 is the source of this 1024-nucleotide messenger RNA. RefSeq names its product riboflavin synthase. The record is from RefSeq and is a predicted model, not a curated record. Gene Ontology annotation, biological process: riboflavin biosynthetic process. Lineage: Eukaryota; Fungi; Ascomycota; Eurotiomycetes; Eurotiales; Aspergillaceae. Bases 73 to 777 code for a protein of 234 amino acids. The transcript is spliced from 3 exons. Gene Ontology annotation, molecular function: riboflavin synthase activity.